Messenger RNA from Trichoplax adhaerens, 1746 nucleotides. RefSeq lists its product as uncharacterized. The transcript has a single exon. Gene Ontology annotation, biological process: response to oxidative stress. The record is from RefSeq and is a predicted model, not a curated record. NCBI's taxonomy places the organism in Eukaryota, Metazoa, Placozoa, Uniplacotomia, Trichoplacea, Trichoplacidae. Bases 1 to 1746 code for a protein of 581 amino acids. Gene Ontology annotation, molecular function: peroxidase activity; heme binding.
AUGAAAUAUCGUAGUUAUGAUGGAAGUUGUAAUAAUUUACAAUAUCCUUCUCGAGGAACUACAUUAACACAGCUAGUAAGAUUAUUACGUCCAGCUUAUGAAGAUGAUUUAAAUGAACCUAUAGGAUGGGAUACUAAAAAAUUAGUCCGUCCACCGGCAAGACUUGUCUCGCAAAACAUUGUUUCAACAUUGAGUAUUGUCGAUGACGGCUCAUUCAGUCAUAUGUUAAUGCAAUGGGGCCAAUUUAUUGACCACGAUAUUAGCUUAAUUGUUGGCAGUAGCAGUCGAUCUACAUAUAAAAGUAGAAUACCAUGUGAUAAAUUAUGUCGGAAUGACCCUCCUUGUUUUCCAAUCUAUCCUGCACCUAAUGAUAAGAGAGUACCUAAGGAUGCCUGCAUCGAAUUUACACGCUCCAGUGCUGCUUGUGGUACUGGUCUCUCUAGCAUAUUUUUUAAUGAGCUAUUACCUCGACAGCAGCUUAAUCAAGUUACAUCUUAUAUUGAUGGAUCGACUAUUUAUGGUUCUUCCAAAGAAGAAGUUAGGCGUUUGCGCGAUUUAGACCAUGAUGAAGGUUUGCUAAAGGAGGGUAUUAAAAUUUCCCCAAGGAAACGAUUAUUACCCUUCCAUAAUGGCGCCCCGGUUGAUUGCCAGAUUGAUGACCAAGAUCAAAGUGUUCCAUGUUUUUUAGCAGGUGACAUUCGAGUUAAUGAGCAAUUAGCAUUAACCGCUAUGCACACGAUCUGGAUGAGGGAACACAAUCGAAUAGCUAGCAAACUAAAAAAGCUCAACUAUAAUUGGAACGGUGAAAAGAUAUUUCAAGAAGCACGUAAAAUAGUGAUUGCAGAAAUACAACAUAUUACAUUUCACAAUUUCCUACCUAAAAUAUUAGGUCAAGAAGGUUUAAAGCUACUUGGAAAAUAUCAGAACUACCAACCGGAUGCAGACGCGACGUUAAUUAAUUCAUUUGCCACCGCUGCAUUCCGAUUUGGCCAUGGUACAGUAAGACCAACUCUAUUCCGGCUUAAUGAAUUAUAUCAACCUAUUCCGCAGGGUCAUUUACGUUUAAGAGAUGCAUUUUUUGCACCUUCAAGAUUACUUCAUGAAGGUAGUAUUGAUCCAAUAUUACGUGGGUUAAUCUUCUUCCCGAGCAAAUUAAGCCGAUCAGAUAGAAUGUUAAAUGAAGAAUUAACCGAUCAUUUAUUUGGUAUGGCUCAUGAAAUUGCUCUCGAUUUGGCUUCAUUAAAUAUUCAACGCGGACGAGAUCAUGGUUUACCUAGCUAUAACCACUAUCGCGUUAUGUGUAAUUUACCAGCAGCAACCCAUUUUCAUGAAUUAUCCAAUGAGAUUACAAAUCGAACCAUUUUAAAUAAAUUAGAAAAAGCUUAUCAACAUCCUAACAAUAUUGAUUUAUGGGUUGGUGCUAUGGCCGAGGAUGCUUUAUUCGGAGGUCGAGUUGGACCAACAUUUGCUUGUUUAAUAGCUUUGCAAUUUAAUCGUUUACGUGCUGGUGAUCGAUUUUGGUAUGAAAAUAAAGCUCAAUUCUCUCCUAAUCAACUUACUCAAAUUAAACGCAGCAGUUUAGCACGGAUUCUGUGCGAUAAUGGAGAUAAUAUAACUCGCGUUCAAAAUGAUGUUUUUCUUAACGUCUAUUACGAAGGGGAUAUCACAGACUGCGAUGCUAUUCCAUCAAUAGAUUUAAAACAUUGGUAUGAAUGUCAAGACGGUAAGCAAAAAAAGAAAUUUUAA